UUUCGGUACGUUACUGAUUGUUUUUGUUGGAUUAUUUAAUAGUGAGAAAAAUGGUGGUUGACAUGGAAUUGGAAGGAGCAAAAGAAGCUGUUUUACAGCUAAUGAAGGAGAAGGAAAAAAUUGAAAAUGAUUUAAAAGAAGCCAGUGCAAUCUUGGAAUGUAAUCGUGUGGGAAUGAGCGAUGAAUUAGUCGAUUUGGAUGGAUUUCCCAGAGGUGAUAUUGAUGUUUAUCAGGUCAGACACGCUCGCCAUAAAAUUAUCUGUCUUCAGAAUGAUCACAAGAAUAUUAUGAAGAAAAUUGAAGACGGUUUACACAAGGUUCAUGGUUUAACGGGAAAAAGUCCCCAGAAUUCGCCAGUGCCGACUUCAAGUGCUAUCCAGGAAAAUGUUUAUUUUGAACCAUUCUUAAGAGUGAAUUUGGUCACUCCCGGAUCACCGGCUGAAUUAGCAGGAAUUCAGGUCGAAGAUCUUAUAAUGGAAUUUGGGUCCAUUAAUAUUAAAAACUUCAAAUCAUUAAAAGAUGUUGGAUCUCUCGUCGAAAGCAGUAUAAAUAAGAAUGUCAUUGUUCGAGUUAAACGAAACGCAAAUACGAUCGUUUUGUCUUUAACUCCACGACCUUGGAGUGGAAAAGGUCUUCUUGGUUGUAAUGUGAUCCCAUUGGAAACUGUCGAAAGAUAAAUCUUCAUAGUAUUGUAUUCCACUAUUUUCAUUAUUUUAUUUAAAAUAAUUUCAAAUUUAUCUUCUAAAAGUAAAAAGCAGUUAAUACAAUUCAUACAAUUGAUUCAAUUUAUAUAAUUACAGUCGAUUACUUCUAGUUUUAAAUUUAUAAAAUCUAUGUAAAAAAAACCCUUGGCCAUUUAAUUAAUAAAAUAUAUUAAAUUUA
Messenger RNA from Leptopilina heterotoma, 882 nucleotides. Its product is annotated as 26S proteasome non-ATPase regulatory subunit 9. The coding region runs from base 51 to 677 and encodes 208 amino acids. Gene Ontology annotation, biological process: proteasome regulatory particle assembly. The transcript has 4 exons. Gene Ontology annotation, cellular component: nucleus; cytoplasm. The record is from RefSeq and is a predicted model, not a curated record. Gene Ontology annotation, molecular function: protein binding. Lineage: Eukaryota; Metazoa; Arthropoda; Insecta; Hymenoptera; Figitidae.